UUAAGCGGGAUAUACGCGGGGCCUAGUUUUUAAUAUUUUUUAUUUUAUUUAAUAAUUAAAAUUAAAUAUAUAACUUAAAUAACAUUAUAAUGUGAUAAUUUAUAUACACUCAAAUUUAUAUCAAUAACUAACUUUAAUAAAAUCAAUUUUAAAAAAUAUAUAUGUAUAUAAACAGGUCUAGACAAUAAAUAAGGAAUUAAUUAGAGAUUAGUUUUUGUACUUUUAUUAUAAGUAUAUGCGUAUAUAUAUUGACAUAUGCGUAAAACGUCAAAGGGUUGAUGUCUCCAAGUGGUCAAGACCACUUCUAUCACGCCUGGGCAACCUGAGUUCGAUACCCCAUCUGUGCAAAAUAUUUGUUUUCGCAUUAUAAUGUUAAGGCACAAGAGUCCCACAUCGGUUACACAAAAAAAAGGAAGAGAAAUACGACUCUAUAUAUAUGUCUUCUACAUGAGAUGUGUUUGUUAAGAUAUCGGGCUUCAGUAAAGCCCAAAGAUAUCACUAUUAAAUAAAAUUUUGGGCCGAUUAGUUAGUUUGACGGGCCGACUAAUCGCUUUAUUGGGCCGAUUAGUCUGUUUUUGGGCCGACUAACUGGUGUCCGAUUUUAUUGACCGAUUUGGUCAAAAUCGCAGCAGUAGUGGUCCGAGUAGCGACUAGGCGGACGCCUAAGCGGCUAGGCGCCCGCGUUUUUGAACAGGGGUUCUAAGUAACAGCUGGUGAUUUUUUUCUCUCAUUUGAAUGUUUUUUUCUUUAUUGGCAUCCUAAGAGACUGAAGCUAUACGUUUUAUUAGCUCGUUUUAACUUUAUACUGGUGAAAUGAUGAUACUAAUAAGUUUCUCUUUUUGUAAAUCAAUUUUGAUUAUAGCGUGGAACUGUGAGUUUUGUGGCAUAUGGCUGAAUUGCUAAGAUUGUAAGCUGAUUAAAGGUGAAGCUACGUUCAGUUUUGCAUUAGAAUUGUUCUUAGUUUGUUUGCUAGCUUUUAAUGUAGUAACCAUUUAUGCGUCUUCCACAUGAUAGGUUCGUUGUAACUUAGAUGAGACUAGGCCAACGAUUUCCUUUUUUUUUCUUUUUUUUUUUUGGCCAACAGUUUCCUUGGUUUAAGAAAUUUUUAGUGAAUGUAAGUAAUAUGCAUAAAAAUAAACCACCAUUUUCAAAGAAAGAUCAAAACCUUCCCAAAAGAAAUAUGCAUAUUCACAUAAAAAGAAAACCAACAGUGCCCUAGUAUGGGCUUACUAAUAGCAGCUAUAAAAAUAGGUCUCAACAUCUGGUACCAAUUCAGCUCUUGAGACAUAAGACCAUCCGCAUUAGCGGAUUAUAACAGGUUCAUGGGCUCGGUUUCUUAGGCCCGGUGGAUUAAAAAAAAAGGAAAAAAUCGAUUAGUUUGAUGAAACGGGCCUUGCGCAUGAACCCGUAAGGGGCGGAUGUUGCCACGCGGCGUACACUAGUAGGUCUAGCGUUCCGCGUUGACGAGGAGGAAAGUCGGGCCAUGUCUUGUUUCUUCUCAUUUUCCCCUUUCUCUGAUAAAACUAGGGUUUCACCGUGAGAGGCGACUUUUCGUGCGACGACGAUUCCCGGCGAUUUUGUCGACGUAAUCGACGACGACCUCUUCUCUCCACCAGCGUAGAUGGAUCCGGAAGAAGAUAGAAGACAUUCAAAGAAGCAACACGAACACAUCAACAUGUUAAGUUUCGUGGCGGAUUCUGAGUACGGUAUUCCUAAAAGGUGUCCGUGUGGUGGGAGACUCAUAAACGAGGUGCGCGGGAAGGAGGACUACGACACUCUUCCUGGGAAGCGGUUCUUCACCUGCAGAAACUACGAGGCUGAUGGGCUCCAUUAUCGUCAGCCUUGGGUGAUAGGUGUGCAGGAGGAGCUGGAGAGGCUAACUAAACGGGUGGAAGAGGCUGAGGAGGUGAUGCUGGGGGUGUCCAAUCUUGGUAAACGGUUUGAGAGACUUGAGGAACAGGUUAAUUCACUGAAUGAGGCUGUCUAUGACCUCACUGUGCAGGUCCAUUCCCUCGAGAAGGUCUGCUUCGAUUGACAAUGAAAGGUCACGGGUUGGAGGUGACAGUGUUGCAGGUCACGGGUUGGAUGUUUAGGUUGUUUCAGGUCACGGGUUAUGUUUCUUUCUACACUGCAGGUCACUCAUGUACUAUGUCUAUGUAUUUUGCUAUUGUUGUAACUCUGAACUUGAUUCACGGAUGUACUAAACCAGAUCACGGAUAUGCUAUGUUGUAACUCUAUGUCUCUCUAUAUAAAUGAUGUCUCUACUCUCUGCUUUUUAAUCAAAGUUAUCUUCUAUUUC
Messenger RNA from Brassica rapa (field mustard), 2299 nucleotides. RefSeq lists its product as uncharacterized. The record is from RefSeq and is a predicted model, not a curated record. Lineage: Eukaryota; Viridiplantae; Streptophyta; Magnoliopsida; Brassicales; Brassicaceae.